CUCUCUUCUCAUCUCUUCAAGCCAUUCUAUCAAACCUUGAGAGAGAGAGAGAGAACACAGACGAAACCAAAGUUUCUUCAUUCUCGCUGCCUCGGAUAAAAUAAAUCUCUUCUUCUGCGGCGGCGACAAAAAGAAGCAAAAAAAAAAAAAGUUUCGAUCUUUAUAUUGUCUGUUUUUUUUCCUCUCUUUCAAGAAACCAUAUUACUUACUACAAGAAAUGGCUCGUUCUCUAUCUAACGUUAAGAUCGUAUCUGCUUUCGUCACUCACGAACUCUCCAAUGCUAUCUUCCGACGUGGUUAUGCGGCAGCGGCGGUGCAAGGGGGCGGUGGAAGAAGCGGAGCUGUUGCUUCGGCUGUGAUGAAGAAGAAGGGAGUGGAGGAAUCGACCAAGAAGAUUUCUUGGGUUCCUGAUCCCAAAACCGGUUAUUACAGACCCGAAACCGGUUCCAACGAGAUUGACCCGGCUGAGCUUAGAGCAGCUCUCUUGAACAACAAGCAGUGAUUUUUAAUUAAUUUUGAUUAAUUAUUAUUACAUGUUAAUUUUUCAAGGGGAGGAGAUUAGGGGAAGUGGGUAAUGAUCUGGUGCAGUGAACCUUAUUUUUCAUCUGCUAAGUUCGAUUCUGUAAUAAAUUAAUUUGAGAGAACCCAUUUUGGUUUCCUCUACUUGUAACAAAAGAAUUGAUUGAUGUAUGAUGGUUGUAUCUCAUAUAAUAUAGUUUUUCUAAAUCAUUUAA
Messenger RNA from Camelina sativa (false flax), 734 nucleotides. RefSeq names its product protein SENESCENCE-ASSOCIATED GENE 21, mitochondrial. Gene Ontology annotation, cellular component: mitochondrion. Gene Ontology annotation, biological process: response to stress. Lineage: Eukaryota; Viridiplantae; Streptophyta; Magnoliopsida; Brassicales; Brassicaceae. The record is from RefSeq and is a predicted model, not a curated record.